GGGAGACCGGAUAUAGUGAAUGCAGGGUCCGAGGAGACCAGAUAUAGUGAAUGCAGGGAGACCAGAUAUAGUGAAUGCAGGGAGACCGGAUAUAGUGAAUGCAGGGUCCGGGGAGAGCAGAUAUAGUGAAUGCAGGGUCCGGGGAGACCGGAUAUAGUGAAUGCGGGGUCCGGGGAGAGCGGAUAUAGUGAAUGCAGGGGUCCGGGGAGACCGAAUAUAGUGAAUGCAGGGUCCGGGGAGAGCGGAUAUAGUGAAUGCAGGGUCCGGGGAGACUAGAUAUAAUGAAUGCAGGGUCCGGGGAGACCAGAUAUAGUGAAUGCAGGGUCCGGGGAGACCGAAUAUAGUGAAUGCAGGGUCCGGGGAGA
Messenger RNA from Staurois parvus, 365 nucleotides. The record is from the annotation of a GenBank genome assembly. Lineage: Eukaryota; Metazoa; Chordata; Amphibia; Anura; Ranidae.